This is a messenger RNA of Gavialis gangeticus (Gharial), 1371 nucleotides long. It is a transcript of the gene NUDT18, whose product is annotated as nudix hydrolase 18. The transcript has 4 exons. Gene Ontology annotation, molecular function: 8-oxo-dGDP phosphatase activity; magnesium ion binding; 8-oxo-GDP phosphatase activity. The coding region runs from base 54 to 1013 and encodes 319 amino acids. The record is from RefSeq and is a predicted model, not a curated record. Lineage: Eukaryota; Metazoa; Chordata; Crocodylia; Gavialidae.
UUUCAAGCGUGCCCCCUUCGCCAGCCCUGCUGCCCUCCCAGGCCGAGGCUGGCAUGGAGGAGCUGGACGCGGUGCUGGCCGGGCGGGGAUGGGACGUGCAGGAGAGGUACGACGCCGUGCCAGAGUCGGCUCAGCCCGUGCGGCUGCGGAGGAACGCCUGCUACGUCGUGCUGGCGCUCCUCUUCAACGACCAGGGCGAGGUGCUGAUGAUGCAGGAAGCCAAGGCCGAGUGCCACGGGAUGUGGUACCUGCCCGCCGGGAGGAUGGAGCCCAACGAGACCAUUGUGGAGGCCAUGAGGAGGGAGGUGAAAGAGGAGACGGGGCUGGAGUGUGACCCCCUCACCCUGCUGGCAGUGGAGGAGAGGGGCCCUGCCUGGAUCCGCUUUGUCUUCCUUGCUGAGCCGACCGGCGGGAGCCUGAAGACGCUGCAGGAAGCGGACGCGGAGUCUCUGCAAGCCCGGUGGUGGGACCGCGAGUCUCCCACCCUGCCCUUGCGUGCGCCCGACAUCCUGCCCCUUCUGGACCUGGCUGCGCGGUACCGAACCCGCCCGUCUCAUCCACCCACCUUGCCGGCGGAAAUGCCCUGCACCCGGAUCUGCCAACGGCUCCUGGCGGCCUUCACCAACAGCACCGGGGACUUGUGGGUGCUGAUGAGCACAGCCGGGGCCCUGCACCUGCCGGUGAUGGCCUGCGGCACGACCCCCUCCGAAAUGCGCCGGGGCCUGCGGGCGUCAGCAGCCCGACUGCUCCGCGAGUGCAUAUUGCUGGGCCCGGUGACAGUGGCAGCCCAGGGGCUCCUAGGCCUGCAGCACCUGGGCAAGGAGGCAGGGAAGGCUGACGGCGUCUGCUUCAAUGUGCUGCUGAUGGUGGGGCACGGCGACCAGAGCGCCCAGGGUACCCCACCGGAGCUGCGUGACGAGAGCUUCCAGUGGUGGCGGGUGACGGAGGGACCUCUCAGGAGCACGAUUUUGCAGCGCCUCAGCUCUGUGGCUGUUGUUGCUCUCUGCAGCUGAUGGCAAGGGUUUGGCUGAAGCUCAGAGCCCGCACCGUGCAGUGCUCACCUGGAAAGAAAGACGUCUGGGCCACCGCAGCAGGGAGGACCCGUGGCUUUCCCGUGGGGCACGUCCUCGCCAGUCACCACCCACAAAAGCUUCCCUGCCCCGUGCCACGAGGAGUGGGUGCUUCUCGUGUGUGGCGCAGAGGGAGCAGGGGCUGCCAUCUGCCUGUGCCACCCCCGAGGGGCUGGACCUGACGGGACCGUGCUGGAGGACCGCGUGCUUCUCUAGGCUGGCUCUGGGGUCUCAAGAGCUGCCCCAAGCAUCCAUGUCUUGGCUAGAGCGUGCGAAUAAAAAGGAGCACUUGGGAAAAUUU